AUGGCCAACGAGGGCGACCGGCCAACCUCCGCCGACAAGGGCAAGGGCAAAGUCGACGAUGUUCGCGAGUUGAACGGCAAGAACGCCGAAAAUGGCGAGAAGCCAACAAACGAAAAGAAGAAGGAUGAGGUCUCUCAAGAUGAGGAGCUCAGUGAAGAAGAUCAACAAUUGAAGAGCGAACUCGAGAUGCUCGUUGAGCGGUUAAAGGAACCAGAUACCACGCUCUAUGCACCCGCCUUGGACGCGAUCAAGAAUUUCAUCAAGACAUCUACAUCCUCCAUGACAGCUGUUCCCAAGCCUCUCAAGUUCCUCCGACCCCAUUACGAUGCUUUGGCAGGGCUAUAUGAUGAAUGGGUUGCAGGCCCCGUAAAGAACUCAUUGGCCGAUAUGCUGUCAGUGCUCGGGAUGACAUACGGAGAUGAAGAGAAGCUGGAGACUAUCAAAUAUCGCCUGUUGGCCAAAUCGGAGGACCUUGGCUCGUGGGGUCACGAAUACGUCCGACACCUCGCACUGGAAAUUGGACAGGAAUACCAGAACCGGUUGAACUCAGAACAGGACACCCAGGAUUUGGUGGACCUUGCAUUGUCGCUGGUGCCUUAUUUCCUGAGUCACAAUGCUGAAGCUGACGCAGUGGAUCUCAUGAGCGAGCUGGAGAUUAUCGAAGAUAUCCCUCAGUUCGUUGACGAGAACACAUAUGCUCGUGUCUGCUUGUAUAUGGUCAGCAUGGUCAAUCUCCUUACUUAUCCUGAAGAUCAGCAAUUCCUUCGAACCGCGCACGAGAUCUACGUUCGCUACAACAAACUUUCGCAAGCUAUCGUGCUCGCCAUCCGAUUGAACGACACCGAUUUGAUCAAGAGUGACAUCCACGCCACAACCGACAUGGCGCUGAAGAAACAAAUGGCUUUCCUUGUUGCCCGGCAGCAAAUCUGGCUCGACCUCCCGGCCGAAGAUGAAGAGGGAGAGGCAUUGGCGGAUUGUCUCAACAACACUUCCAUCCCAAAACACUUCAAAUCCUUGGGCAAGGAACUUAACAUCCUGGACCCCAAGAUGCCGGAGGAUAUCUACAAGACACACUUGGAGAGCAGUCGCGGAGCCGGCCUCACCAACCUGGAUUCGGCACGACACAACUUGGCGAGCGCCUUCGUCAACUCAUUUGCUAACGCCGGCUUUGGUAACGACAAGAUGAUGCUCGUGGAGGGUGAUAAGGGUCCUUGGGUAUGGAAGACCAAGGACGAUGGCAUGCUUUCCACAACUGCAUCGCUGGGUAUGCUGCUGCACCGUGAUGUUGAGGAGGGCUUGGACAAGAUCGACAAGUUCACCUACGCGCAAGAAGACCAGGUCAAGGCCGGUGCAUUGCUCGCUAUCGGUAUCCUAAACUCCGGCGUUCGCAUUGACUCUGAUCCCGCUUUCGCCCUUCUGACUGAUCUUGAUAACCUCGAGGCGAAGAACGUGCCGAUGAGAGUCGCAUCCAUCAUGGGCCUUGGUCUGGCAUACGCCGGAUCCAACAAAGAAGAGCUGCUUGAGGCCCUUCUUCCCAUUGUGGAGGAUACCUCACUGGAUAUGCAGUUGUCCGCCAUGGCAGCUGUCUCACUGGGUCUUGUCUUCGUUGGUUCAUCUAAUCACCGAGUCAGUGAGGCAAUUGCGACGACUUUGAUGGAUGAAGACCGCCAGAAACAGCUCAAGGACAAGUGGACAAGGUUCAUGGCCCUCGGCCUGGCACUUUUGUACUUCGGCCGCCAAGAGGAGGUCGAUGUCAUUCUUGAUAUUCUCAAGGCGGUCGACCACCCCAUGGCGAAGCCUACCUCAGUCCUUGCCUCGGUAUGCGCCUGGGCGGGCACUGGCACAGUGCUCAAGUUGCAAGAGCUUCUUCACAUCUGCAAUGACAUCAUUGAAGAGAAGGAGGAGAACAAGGGUGAUGAGCUUGUCCAGUCGUACGCUGUACUCGGUCUAUCUCUUAUCGCUAUGGGUGAGGAUGUUGGCCAGGACAUGAUCCUCCGCCAGUUUGGUCAUCUCAUGCACUACGGAUCAAGCAACAUCCGCCGGGCAGUUCCCCUGGCCAUGGGCUUGAUCAGCCCCAGCAACCCACAGAUGAAGGUCUACGACACAUUGUCUCGGUACAGUCACGAUAAUGACAACGACGUCGCCAUUAACGCCAUUUUCGCCAUGGGUCUCUGCGGAGCGGGUACCAACAAUGCCCGUCUCGCACAGCUGCUCCGCCAAUUGGCAAGCUACUACCACCGCGACCAGAACUCACUAUUCAUGGUUCGCAUCGCCCAGGGUUUGCUACACAUGGGCAAGGGUACUAUGACUCUUAACCCCUUCCACACCGAUCGACAGGUCCUCUCCCGUGUCUCAGCAGCGGGUUUGCUUACUGUCCUUGUAUCACUCAUUGAUGCCAAGCAAUUCAUCCUCGCUGAACACCACUACCUGCUCUACUUCCUCAUUACCGCCAUGUUCCCUCGCUUCCUUAUUACCCUCGAUGAGGAUCUUCAGCCCCUCACUGUCAACGUCCGUGUUGGUCAGGCUGUCGACGUAGUCGGCCAGGCGGGUCGUCCGAAGACUAUCACUGGAUGGCAGACUCAGAGCACGCCUGUGCUCUUGGCUCAUGGUGAGCGAGCCGAGCUUGAGGAUGAGCAGUAUAUUCCUCUGAGUAACAUUCUCGAAGGCUUGGUUAUCUUGCGCAAGAACCCCGACUAUGAAAGCCCUGAAUAA
Molecule: messenger RNA, 2712 nt
Organism: Penicillium bovifimosum
Lineage: Eukaryota; Fungi; Ascomycota; Eurotiomycetes; Eurotiales; Aspergillaceae
Product: proteasome regulatory particle base subunit RPN1
Exons: 5
Coding region: 1-2712 (903 amino acids)
Biological process (GO): proteasome-mediated ubiquitin-dependent protein catabolic process; regulation of protein catabolic process
Cellular component (GO): proteasome complex; nucleus; proteasome regulatory particle, base subcomplex
Molecular function (GO): enzyme regulator activity
Source: RefSeq, a predicted model, not a curated record